AGAAAGAAGAAGAAAUGUAAAAAUGAUUUGCAAAUAUUUAAUUAUUAUCAAUCACAAUAAAAUCGGUGUCUUAGAGCAAAGAAAUCAGACCCUAGAGUGAAAACUGCAUAAUUUGAAAUUCAUCAUUCAGUUGUUAGUAAUUUCACUUUCAUUGAUUUAGUACUAUUCUGACUAUCAGUCAGAGGGCAAAGAGCAAAACGAGAUAAAAUAAUCAUUCUCAAUCUCAAAGUCACUCUCCGCUGUUUCUGCUGAAAAGACGCACACGAUGGUUCGCUUUUCCAAGCCAACUUUUUUCAUCCUCGCCACCUUCAGCAAUCCUGCACCACGGAAAAUAAUAAUUGCAGGCACAAGAACUGUCACAGUUCAAAAAGGAGAUGAUCAGAAGUUUCAACGAGACGAAAGAAAAGUUGGAUCGAUUGACAAACCUCGUCUAUAAUCAGGUGUUGGGUUCAGAAAAGGUGGUUGCUGAAGUACGUGAAAAUUUUACAAAAUUCUCCAAAAAUACAAAUGGCAGGCUGGAAGCAUUGGCUGAGCUUGUCGACCGACGCCUCAAUCAGACGGUGGUGAAUUUAGAACAGAAAUUGGAGGAUUUGGAAAAUCGGCAACACAAAGAGUUUGCGGAAGUCAAAACUUUGAUAAGUUGUACGCCUGCUAAGUCAGGAUUGAAGACGCUUUCCAACGGAAAAAUGUACUUUUUUUCUCACCCAGUCAAAGGAAAUUGGGCAGUUGCGAAUGAAACUUGCGACAAGAAAGGGUUGAACUUGGUGACAAUCAAAGAUCUGAACGACCUCAAGGUUUUGUGGGCAGAGGUCAAAAGAAUCGGUUCGGAUUUGGCGACGUUUGUUUCAGCGAGGAAUUACGGAAUUGAAGAGCAAAUGAUCGACUUCCGGUGGCCGGACGGGUCCACAUUGGGGCUGGACAGUCCGUUGUGGAGGGAAGACGGCGACGUCAACAACGGCUGCGUCUAUUUCUACAGCGGCGUCACCGAAAAACUCAACAGCGACUCUUGCUCCGCCAAUUUGUUUUUCGUCUGUGAACUUCCAAGCGAAUGCUAUGUUUGAAAAAAGUGGAAAACUGUGAAAUAUUAAAUAAAUUGAAAUCUUUUUGAAGUUUUGGUUACAAUUUGCCUUCAAAGAUAAAAUUUUUUCUACAAAAUUAAUAAUGAAUCUUUCAUUUUGAAUAAA
Neocloeon triangulifer is the source of this 1184-nucleotide messenger RNA. RefSeq lists its product as uncharacterized. The transcript is spliced from 8 exons. The record is from RefSeq and is a predicted model, not a curated record. The coding region runs from base 375 to 1061 and encodes 228 amino acids. NCBI's taxonomy places the organism in Eukaryota, Metazoa, Arthropoda, Insecta, Ephemeroptera, Baetidae.